Molecule: messenger RNA, 1032 nt
Organism: Cinara cedri
Lineage: Eukaryota; Metazoa; Arthropoda; Insecta; Hemiptera; Aphididae
Source: the annotation of a GenBank genome assembly
AUGCACAACGGCAAUAUCAGUGAUGAAAAGGUUAAGGAAUUAAAUGAAUUUGCUAGGAAUGACGCUCAGAUGAAAUUCAAAUCAGUUUUUUGGAAGCUUACAAAUCCGGAGAGAACACAAUAUAUUCUUGAAACUCGUGGACACGGAAGUGUUAGAUCUAUGAUGAGCAUAUUAACUGCUAUAAAAGAUGAACAUAGAGAAGAAAAAGAAAGAAAAGAAGCUAUUGUGGUUUUUCAAGAGUUGCUUGAAGAUAAUACAGUUUUUGCAUUUAGGACACUUAGUCAUAGCUAUUUUAGGUACAGUAGGCUAUUUGAGGAUCUAUUUGCUGCACUUGGCGCAUACAAAACUAAGUAUAAGCAACAUUUAGAGGCAGAGACCUCGGACAGGGAGCUAAGUAUUUUGAAGAAUCUUUUUUCAUAUGAAGCUUCAACUUCUCCUUUACAAAUGAACAUUCCAGCACAAGGGGUAGCAAGUAGUGGGAGUGAUACUAUUAGUGAUGAAAAGAUUGAGAAAUUAAAUGAACUAGCUUCUCGGAGAAGUAUCAGAAAUCUUAGAGAGGCAUUGAGUGCUCUUACAGAGCCGGAGAGACACGCUUAUAUUCAUAUAAUAACUGGUGAAGGCACAACAAUUCGUCGUGCGUCUAAUUUAUUAAAGGCUAUGAAAGAAGAAGCUACUUUAAUUUUUCAACAGUGGCUUAGCAGAGAUGAUAAAAAGUUUGCAUUUGCUGUACUUACUGAUAUCCAUGACUACUCUGGCCUAUAUAAAGUUCUAUUUGCUGAACUUGGCGCAUAUGAAAACGAGUAUAUGCAAUAUUUACAGCAACAGAAUACGACUGUAGCUAGUAAUAUUUUGAAGAAUUGUCAAUUAUAUACAGCUUCAACUUCUGCUUUGCCGGAAAGCACAACAAACGCUACUCCACAAGUGGACACUACAGCACGAAAAAGAGCAAGGCAUGAAGAAGAAAUUCCAGUUGCACACCAUCCAGCAGCACUAGGUAAUGAAAAUAGACCUUCUGCAAAACGUGAAACUUAG